GUGUGGGUGUUUAUAAGGAACCAGGUCUCACCUUCAGCAACACAGAGUUUCCAGCCUGCAGGCAUUCAGGAGCCGGGGAAUCCAGCGCUAUGAGACUGCUGAUCGUGUUGACAUGUGUCCUGGCAGGCUGCCAGGCACAAAGGCCUCACCCAUGUAAAAGCCCCCCACUUCUGACCGGAGCCUUCACUGUGUCCACGCAGAACGAGAAGCUGUAUAUAUACAGCCAGUUUGAGUACGACGGACUGGGAGAGCGGAUUCGACUCCUGGAGUUUGGGAACUUUGAGAACAAGUCCUUCAACUACGACGUGCUGCUUCUCUUCAGAGAGGCUGCCAUGUUAGAGAUUAACUACCACAACCGCACAUGCAACAAGAAGCCUUUCAAGACGGACUUCCAGCCCAUGGGAGUCCCUAAGGAUGCCACGCUGCUGAGUCAGGCUAUCCUGGGCAGCUCCUCCGGACCGGGCCAAGGACUCCUGAUCAACACCUGGUGGGGAGACCUGCCCGACAAAACCGGGAAGUACUUGAGCACGACGACUGAGUUCGGCUGCAUUAUGGUCAGCACCGCCUACCAGUUGAAGACCUACGGAUGGACGGUGACGAACUUCUUCAACAACGUGAUCGGGAUCGCAGACCCCAGUCUGCUCAACCCUCCAGACUUCUGCAAGGAUGCAAAGAUGCAGCACAGCAAAGAGGAGCCAGCAGAUUUCCUGAGCCUGUUCCAAAACAGGAAGUGAGGACCUCCUGUUAAUAAAGUCUCACCAUCAACGUGUCUGUUUCCAACUAAGAAGAGCGUCUCUGACGCUAUAUUCUUGCUCGCAUACUCUGAAUGCUUCAACAUGUUUUUUUCUGACGUGUUGCAACUGUCGAUCAUAAUUGUGAGAAUAUUAAACGUAUUGAACAGUG
Cololabis saira (Pacific saury) is the source of this 903-nucleotide messenger RNA. RefSeq names its product ependymin-like. NCBI's taxonomy places the organism in Eukaryota, Metazoa, Chordata, Actinopteri, Beloniformes, Belonidae. Gene Ontology annotation, molecular function: calcium ion binding. The record is from RefSeq and is a predicted model, not a curated record. The coding region runs from base 90 to 734 and encodes 214 amino acids. Gene Ontology annotation, biological process: cell-matrix adhesion. Gene Ontology annotation, cellular component: extracellular region; lysosome. The transcript has 6 exons.